Molecule: messenger RNA, 567 nt
Organism: Orbilia oligospora ATCC 24927
Lineage: Eukaryota; Fungi; Ascomycota; Orbiliomycetes; Orbiliales; Orbiliaceae
Exons: 2
Coding region: 1-567 (188 amino acids)
Source: RefSeq, a predicted model, not a curated record
AUGGCUUUGAAACGCGAAUUAUCACCUUCCCCUUCUCCUUUGGGUGAGACUCAGACAGCGGGUGAAAACAAAUCAUCUAAAGGUGAACCUAGUGCGGAAAAAUCCGAACCUCCCAAAAUUAAGAAGCGAAAAACGAAACUCAAGCAAGAAAAGCGAGCUCAAGCUACCGAAAAUUGCGAUGGCAGAGGCAAGAAAGGAGUUUGGACUGAAGAGCAGGAUACCGCUCUCCAUGCCCUGAUUACCAAGGACCAAGGCGGUAAUGAAGUCAAGGCCGCCUGGAAUGAAAUAUACGAGGGAUUUGCGAAACUCUUCCCAGAAAAUGGAAAAACGCUGAAUAGCUUACAGAUGAGGUGGAAGACAAAGAUUCGAGCUGGUGAUACCGAUCUUACUAUCUCUGAGAAGCUCUUAUUUAAGCAAGCCGUUGCUAAUAUCGACGGAACAGAACGAGCUCUUGCUUAUGCUUGGCGCUUCAAAGAACUCGGUGGUAGGGAUUUGAACAAGAGCGCGGCUAGCAAACUUCAUAAAAUGCUUAAAUCGAAUCAACUAGAUCUCAACCUGGAAGAUUGA